UCCAAUUCCCAAUUAUAAAUUUUUUCCUUGAUUUACUCUUCAUCUGUGAACCUUCAACCAAUUUAUCAUUUUCCAUAAUGCUACCUAAAAAAUUUUGCUUCUCAUUUUUUGGUGAUUUUGUGGAAUGGCAUCAAUCAUUCAUUCCUUUUGGCAGUUUUCUCAAUUGGUUAUUGAAGAAAAAUCAAAGCUUGAUUAAUUUGGUGACGUCUCAUUGUGGAAUUACUAGGAUUGGAGUGAAAGAUUAGCAAGCUCUUGAGGUUCAAAUUUCUGAUUGUUGUUUACGUGUUUUAGUGAUAUGGAUUACCUUCCUGUUGAGGUCGUUGGGAAUAUCCUCUCUCACCUCGGAGCAGCGAGGGAUGUGAUUGUAGCAUCUGCAACGUGUAGAAAGUGGCGGGAGGCUUGUCAGAAACACCUCCAUACCCUUUCAUUCAAUUCUCAUGACUGGCCACUCUAUCGAGACCUAAGUACUAGUAGGCUAGAGAUACUGAUUACUCAGACAUUGUUUCAGACAACACAUUUACAAGGUUUAUCGAUAUUGAUGGAUGAUGUUGAUGAGUUUUCAGCUUCCACUGUAGUUGCUUGGCUCAUGUAUACAAGAGAAUCGUUGCAAUGGUUGUUUUACAAUGUCCGUACUAAUCCAAAUAUCAACAUUCUUGAUAUAUGCGGGCGACAGAAGUUGGAAAUGUUGGUGCUUGCUCAUAAUUCAGUAUCAGGGGUUGAACCAAAUUAUCAGAGGUUCCUCUGUUUAAAAUCACUUUCGUUAAGUUACGUUAGUAUUUCAGCAUUGGAUCUUAAUUUGUUACUGACAGCAUGUCCAAAGAUUGAAAUUUUAGCCCUUGUGAAUCCCGAGAUCGCAAUGUCAGAUGCACAGGUAACUGUUGAGCUGAACAGCACUACACUAAAGAGUAUCUACAUUGAAGCGAUAAGUUUGGACAAGUUUAUAUUGGAGGCUGAUAGCCUUGAGAAUCUGCACUUGAAAGAUUGUGCACUUGAGCUUUUUGAGCUCGUCGGUAAAGGAACUUUGAAGUAUUUCAAGAUUGAUGAUGUUAGUAUAAUACAUCUUGAUGUUGGUGAGUCUGUUGAUAAUCUUGAAACCGUUGAUGUAAGUAAUUUCACCAUAAAUUGGUCCAAGUUUUAUCAGAUGAUCUCGAAAUCAUCUACAAUGACAAGUCUCAGGUUAUGGGACGUCGUGUUUGAUGAAGAGGAUGAGAUAGUGGAUGUCGAAACAAUUGCACUUUGCUUCCCACAGUUAAACCAUCUUGCGGUUAGUUAUGAUUUACGAGAUGACUUACGUGAAGGAAUUCUCCACUAUGGUUUACAAGGACUAUCUCUGUUAGAGAAUGUCAAUGUGUUGGAGCUGGGAUCAACGGUAAUUAAUGACGUAUUUACGCAAUGGGUUACUGCUCUACUGCAACGAUGCCCUAAUCUCACUAAAUUAGUCAUUCACGGAGUGAUUUCCGAGACUAAAACACCUGAAGAGUGUCAAAUGUUAGCCAACUUUACCUCAUCUAUUGUUCAGCUGAUGAGGCGAUACUUACACGUAGAUAUUCAGUUUGAAUUUGAGUAGAUCAGAGACGUACGUCAAUGUGGUAUAUUGGGCGCAAUCAACAAUAUCGGAGGCAGGUAGAAAAGGAGACUUGAACCCCGCUGUGGAUUAAGGAGAUGGACUAGCGUGCUAUGAUAUGUGAAAAAUUCCAAAUGUCGUCUCCUUAAGUUGGCAAUUUCACGUUCCAACAGUUCGUGUCACAAUAAGGACAACUAUGUUUACCCCAGGAACACAUGUUACUGAUGCCUCUCUUUCAUCGUUUAUUCAGCCAAGUUUCUAUCGAAAACAAUCAAUCUACCUUCUCAAGGUAGGGGCAAGGUAUGUGACUCUGCAUAUGCUCUACCUCCCCAGACCCUACCUGUGAGAUUACACUGAGUUUGUUGUUGUUGUAUCUAGUGUUUAAAUUGGAAUUGCUCUAUGUUUUCGUAUAUCUUUCUCUUCUCCUCUCUCACAUAUACACCGAGAAACAACGUCUUUCUAUCUCUUUGAAUUGAGACCUAAACCUUUGGUGAAGCAUCUUGAUUCUUUGAUAUGUCAAAUGUACCCUAGUUAUGAUUUUGGGCUCUUAAGCAAUGGUGUAGGAGCUAAUUGACACAUAGCAGAAUGUAGUCAGGUGUAUAUCGGGUUCUUCAAAAUUAAUGCAUUUUUUUGAGGAUCUAACACGUGUACGACAACAUUUUCGUAGCAACGGAGGCCCCUCAUUCUUUUGUCUCAGAGCUCAGAAGUUAUGCUGGAACUCAUAAAAUUACCAAAUUAUAGAAUGAUCUGUUUUA
Messenger RNA from Solanum pennellii, 2319 nucleotides. RefSeq names its product F-box/LRR-repeat protein At1g67190. The coding region runs from base 296 to 1567 and encodes 423 amino acids. Gene Ontology annotation, molecular function: protein binding. The transcript has 4 exons. Lineage: Eukaryota; Viridiplantae; Streptophyta; Magnoliopsida; Solanales; Solanaceae. The record is from RefSeq and is a predicted model, not a curated record.